AGAAGAAUUCAGUGGGGUCAAAGCCAUCGUGGUGAACGGACGGAGAACGCGUCAAAGUUCGGAGACGAACGUCAUCAUGUAUUCUUGAAAAAGCGACCGGAUUUCGCGUACUGCGGCGAGUGUGAGAGAGUGCAUUUGGAGUGAGUGAGUGAGGAACUAUGUGCGAGUGAAUAAAUAAGUGAUCUAGACCAGUUCCCCGUGGAUUCUAUCGAGAGAUUUCAACGACUCGGCGAGGAGGAGGAGGAAGAAGUAUUUGGUGAGGUUCGCCGUCGUCACUCAGCAUGGCGAGAGCGGGGAAUCUGGCUUGCUGUCUGCUUGCGACGGCUGUUGCCCUCAUGUCGGGCGUCAGGGCAAAUCUGCCUCCGUCCUUCACGGCGGACAUGAACCUCCACGUCGUCAGCGAGGACACGCCCAUAGGGGCGGCCGUGUACACGCUGAAGGCGAGCGAUCCCGAAGGGGGACCGGUGUCCUACGGCCUCUCGGGCUCCGACAGACUAAGGGUCGACUCCCGGACGGGCGUGGUGACUGUGCAGAGGCCCUUGGAUAGAGAGAAAAACGACACACUCAGACUCGUGGUGACCGUCGAGGACGAGGUGCCCGGAGGGAAUAACAACGUGGUUCGAGUGCCCAUUUCCCUGAUCGUUUUGGACACCAACGAUAACCCUCCCGUCUUCCUCCAGACGCCGUACGAAGCCAUAGUCAACGAGGACGCCCCCGUCGGCAGCACCGUUCUGCCUGGCAUAAGGCUCACGGACGACGAUCAGGUCGGCGAGGCCAUCAAGGUGGAGUGCCAUCCUAUCACCCAGGGAGGCGACGACUGCGAGGUGUUCUCCAUCGUGGCUUCGAGGGCGACGUCUCGGGAGUACUCGGGAAGCCUAGUGUUGAACAGACCUCUGCAGUAUUCCACCCACAGCCUCUACCAGCUCAAGCUGGUGGCUACAGACGGGGGCGAGAUGGCCAGCGUGGGCGUGGUGAUCAGGGUCCGUGACGUGCAGAACUCGCCGCCCAUCUUCUCGGGUUCCCUGACGGGCAUCGUGACCGAGGACGACCCCAUCGGGACCCAGGUCAUGACCCUGAAGGCGGCCGACGGCGACACGGGGGCGCCCCGCUCCGUCGAGUAUGAGCUCAUUACAAAUCCGCUGGACUUCUUCACCCUCGACGCCGAGACUGGCGAGCUACGAACCGCCAAGCCCUUGGACAGAGAGGCCCUUCAGUCUCCUGACGGCGUCGUCAAGGUGAAGGUGAAGGCGUACGAAGUCCAGGGCGGGGAGCCCGUGGGUAGCCCAGACACGGAGACGGUGGCCGACGUCACGAUCACCAUCAGGGACGUCAACGACGAACCACCCACUUUCAAUCGACGGGAGUACCGGGCCACGGUGCCCGAGAACGUCCCCGACGGGACGCCCCUGCCCAAUUUGGACAUGUUCGUCCAGGACACCGACGUGGGUUCGAACUCCGUCUUCAGCCUCCGUCUCUUGGACGCUUCCGGCAUCUUCAGCGUGGAACCGGAAGUGGCCUCCGGCUCGUCCUCCGUCAGUAUCAGGGUGGCCAGGGGGCCUCUCGACUUCGAGAACCCCAACCAACGCAAGUUCCUUCUGCAGGUCAUAGCCGAAGAGACUCUGACCAACCCUCGGUUGUCCUCGACGGCAACCGUGGUUGUAUCGGUCACCGACACGAACGACAACCCUCCCCAGUUCGCCCAAGAGGCCUACACAGCCACAGUGUCGGAGACGGCCUCUCCUGGGACCGUCGUGACGACGAUUGUCGCCUCCGAUAGGGACACGGGCCAAUUCGGUGCUGACGGAAUCAAGUACUCGCUGUUUGGCAACGGUGCUGAGAAGUUUGAGGUGGACGAAACAUCUGGGGUCAUCACUGUAGCCUUCUGCGACACGCCUGGACACGGAAACUGUCUUGACUACGAGGAGAGACCGACGUAUUUCUUGUCCUUCCAGGCUACCGACGCAGGAGGCGAAGGGCACACCACUGUGGUGCCCAUGAGAGUGUCCCUACUAGACAGUAACGACAAUCCGCCGAAAUUCACCCGUCAGCAGUACCGCGCCGUUAUCGACGAAGGCGCUGCAGAUUUUGACCCGCCCUUGACUGUUAAUGCCGAGGAUCCAGACGCCACCUCGCAGAUCACGUACAGCCUGGUAGGAGGUGAUCCUACGGGCCUUUUCGUCAUCGACAGCGCCUCGGGAAGGAUCAAGGUCGCCAACGAGUCAGGUCUCGAUAUCUCUGACCUCAGGUCAGACCAGAUCAUACUGACGGUUGAGGCUAAUGACGGCGAAGGUUCCCACACAGCCAAUGUUCGUGUAUCAGUUAGGGACGCGAAUAACAACUCUCCCGUCUUCAGCAAAAGCCUCUAUGUGGCGCACGUCCAGGAGAACUCGGCUCCAGGCAGCCUAGUCGAACAAGUCUCAGCCAGCGACGCUGACACCGGCGCCAACGCUCAAAUAUCGUACCGUAUCCAGCGUGGCGGUUACGACGACUUCGCCAUCAGCCCAGAGACCGGAGAGGUGACCGUCGCCAGGAAACUGGACUACGACAAGAGGCAGAGCUACGACAUCGUGGUCGUGGCUUCUGACGGGGGGAUCCCACGGCUGACAUCAACGAGCACGCUGACUGUCAGCGUCAUUAACAACAAUGACAAAAGCCCCUACUUCACUCCUACCACCCAGAGGACUCAGGUAUCCGAAGAUGUCGCCCCAGGUACGACGUUCUACACGCUAUCUGCAAAAGACCCGGACGUCGUAGGCGAUGUAGGCCUAGUCUUCGGCGUUGAGCUUCCCGUUUCCGCCGUGGAUGCCGACGGUCAGCCCGUGGAAGGCCCCUCGAGGGACGUCCUUGCUGAAAUGUUUGUGAUCAACCCAGAGACUGGAACAGUCACUGUGGCAGGCCCGCUGGAUCGCACCAUGGCAACCGAGGUUACUUUUGAUGUCACCGUGACAGAUGUCUCGGCUACGCCACCUCAGGUCGGCCGCGGACACCUAGUGAUCACCAUAGUGGACGUCAACGACUUCCCUCCCAUUUUCCCCCCACCGUGGAGCCCAGAAUCCCCCUCCAUCGAAGUCACUGUUGCCGAGGAGCUGCCCAGAGGGUCUCUGUUGACGACCAUCACUGCUUCAGAUGUUGAUUCUAAUAUAGGCGGGUAUUCGCUAGCCAACCCUUCUGAACACUUCGCCCUGGACAACGCCACUGGAGUGGUGACAGUUAAGGCAAGACUGGACUAUGAGACACAGCCAGCACUCAGCUUCGUGGUCGUUGCUCACGAUACUGGUGUCCCCACCCUCUCUGCAACGACUACAGUCAUUGUUGAGCUGGAAAACAUCAACGACGAGGAACCGGUCUUCAGCGAGGCCGUUUACGACGCCGAAGUGGCGGAGAAUUCCCCUCCAGGAACCUCUGUGAUCACGGUCAAGGCCACGGAUGCUGACAAGGGCGAAUUCGGAGUGGUCACUUACUCCCUGGCCGGUGACCACCACGAGCACUUCGCCAUCGACCCAGACGGCUUGGUCACGGUACGUAACGGCGCCUUGCUGGACAGGGAGACGUUGGCGGGGGUUGUCCUUCGGGUGGUAGCGACGGACACGGCUCCUGAGAACCAGCGUCGGCAGUCCUCCGUUCCUUUGCACAUCGUCAUAACUGACGUGAACGACCACGGCCCGGCCUUCAGCCAGAAGUCGUACUCCGCCAGCGUCGUGGAGAACCUCCCCAUCGAACCUGCCGCCCCAAUCGUCCAGGUCACCGCCCACGACAACGACGAGGGGCUGAACUCUCUCAUCAGAUAUAUCAUCACUGAGGGAAACGAGGAAGGAGCCUUCUACCUGGAUCCCAAAAGUGGCAUCUUGUAUCCUGCUGCUGAACUCAUCGCCAAGCAGACAAAAUAUAACCUCACUAUAGAAGCCAGGGACCUCAAUGGCACAGGUGAAUAUAGUGACGUGGCAACAGUGGAGAUCACAGUGUUGCCACAAAACCAACACAAACCGAAGUUCCUCUCUCCCGCUCUGCCCAAUGCGACGGUUCCUGUGAAAGAGAACUGGAGCUCUGCAGUGCAACAGGUGAUUGUCGUGGAGGCGGAAGACAAGGACACGGGAGCCAAUGGCGAAGUGAGGUACCACAUCCGAAUUGGGGAGGACAACGUCCAGGACACGCCUGAAUUCCACCUCGAUCCAAUCACCGGCGUGCUCUCAACCAAACGCGUCCUGGACCGGGAGGAGCAACACAAGUAUGAGGUAAUGGAACGAACGACCUUCCUUCUGUCUUGUGAAGUGAUUUUGAUUUUGUUGUUUGACAAAUAUCCGUCAACGUUGAACAAAUUUUUGUCAAGGUUUGACAGAUGUUCGUCAGCGUUUUAACUAACCUUUGCAAACGCUCCACCUCCUGCAGGUCAGCUGGUGGCAAAGGACCCCGACGCGGGCAUCAACGCCAAGAUCUUCUACUACUUCGUCGCCGGCAACGACCACGAGAGCUUCUACUUGGACAAGCUCCACGGCAAUCUGUACACCAACGCCGUCCUCGACAGGGAGCAGAAUGCCUCCUACACCCUCGUGGUGAAGGCCACGAACGACCCCAACUUCAUCAUCGACCCCAGUCAAGAGGUCGUCUACGACGAGACGGAUCCGACCCUCGCCAUCGUCAGCGUCACGAUUGAAGAUGAGAAUGACACGCCCCCGAGGUUCACCAGGGAAGUUUACUACGCUGGGGUGUCUCACGAGGCUGAAGUGGACCGCUUCGUUCGGAUGGUGAGAGCUGUGGAUGGAGACGCAGGUCUCAAUGGCACCCUUUCCUAUUCCAUCAGGGCCUCGAAUCUGUUCCGUCCAAGUGAAUCCAAGUCCAUCGGCUCCAUCAUUCCAUCUCCCUUCAACAUAACCCAAGAUGGGAAGCUGACAACAGCCUCCUUGAUGGCCCAGUACAGACGCCACCGUUUUAUCCUGCAGGUCCAGGCCAAGGAAGAAGCUCCACCUUACAGAGUGGCCAAGUGCAACGUUAAUAUCUGGGUAUGGGAGAGGGAAGACCUCGUGAGGGUAGUCCUUGCCCAGCCCCCGGAAGAGGUGGUCAAAGGUCAGGAGGAAAUUGCUGCCACAUUGUCCCAGGUCACUGGAGGAACAGCUGUCGUCGACGAAAUUCGGUAUCACGUUGACACUGACAAUACUGUUAAGCAUGAAAGGACGGACAUGUUGGUUCACGUCGUCAACAGAACGGACCAGGUGAUGGCGGUGCCGGUGGUCCUCCAAAAAUUCGACGAGGGUUACGCCACUCUGCGGAAUAAUUCUCGCACCUUCUUCAUCGAUAACGUUUACCCAGCCACCAUAGCGGCGAUGGAGGACGAGGUGGACGCCCGCCUGGCGGGGUUGAUCGCCCUCAUGGUCGUCCUCUUCAUCGGCUUCGUCUCCUUCGUGGUCGUCUGUUGCUGCCUGCGAUACUGGGUGAUGACUCCCUCGAGUCGCUCCAGCGAACACCUCAUCAAGCGGAAUAUAGAUGAGGACCUCGUGAACACGACGGAAAAUCCUCUGUGGGUGGAUCAGAAACUGAAGAUGUACGAGGAACAGGAACUGACGAUGCAGGUCAUGAGCGAAUUCGACACGACCCAGGUCAACGGUCAGGUCAACCCGGGUCAGGUGCCCAGCGUGACCGUGGACGCUGAGUGGAGCCCUGAGCGGAGGGCCAGUAGCAUAGAUCUCUCUCAGAUGGACGGACAGAGCAACACCUACGCAACCAUCCAGAAAUCUCACGGAGGAACGCUCAGGUCUCUACAGCUGAGAGGUUUACAGCAAGGGACGCUCACCUUGGGGGAGGAACCUGGCGAGAGUAAUGACUACGCAACGCUCGAUCACUUGCGCCGUCCGGCCUCAGCUCAGGGUCCUAAAGUUCCUGGCAUAGAGACGCCUCGAUCGCCGAUGAACCUCAAUAGCGAGUACCACGAGCUAAGGACUUCCUUCACUGGAUCCACAUUCCAGCCACCGGACAUAGCCAACCGCCCUCUACCGGAUGAGCCUUUCGCUGUUCAUUCUCAGAUGCCAAGGAAUAUCACUCUCAAUGCUCAAGGGGAACCAGUGUUGGUCGCUGAACUUAUCUAGAGUCUGACAGAGGCAACACUAGAACUCAAGGCUGUUGUCAGUUAGAUAACUGGCGUUAGUGACAGUGUUACUGCUUCAACGAAUGGAGGAUUAUGGCAUCCAGUUCAGUAACAUUUAUCGCAUUAGUUGCCAGUCACAUCAAGAAAAGUGUAGUACUAUUUCUCGCACAGUGACGUUUUGUGAAUGAAUGUGACGGAAAACUGCGUCUAAUGUGGUUAACAGAUAAAAAAAAAAAUUGAUGGUUUUAUAUUACUGGUAUAUAGGUCUGUCGUUGAAGGCCUGUAAUCCUGUUUUUUGUAGAAUUGGUGACCAGCUUAAGAAUCAGUUAAUAAUAAAACCAGAUGUUGUGAUUAAAGAAAGAUUGAGACUAUAUGAUUCAUAUGUAUUAAAAAUUUAUUUAAAAGCAUCAGUCUAGUAAGAUUCAUUCCAUGAAAAAGACCUGCUAUAAGUCUACAGUGCAUCAAAAGUCUUAUUUAAGUUGCCUGGCCAUUUGGAUCAUCAAACCACUGUUAUUGUUAUAAUUUCUUUACCUAAGUCUCCAAAAAAAACUCCAUGGCUUUUUCUAAUAAUAUAAUAAGCGGGUUUAUGCGUUUAUUCCAAACAUAAUCUUCCAAACAUCAGUAUUUUUAUUUUUGUAAAGUGUAAAAAAUAUAUGUAUAUGUUUUUUUAUAUAUAAAACAGUAGUGUGUUGACUGAAUUUAUUUAAAACAUUCUACACUUUUUGCUCUGCUCUAAGAAUAUUUGAAGCUAUUUUAUUCUGCCUUAGCUAUCAUAUACUUGACUAAUUGCGACUUUUAUGAUUCAUUUACAGAGAUUCAUGUUUCGACACACGUGAAAAACAAAACACUGAUUAAGCGUUCUAAUUAACUCUUAAACGCAAAAUAGUGCCUUACUGAACCGUGCCCUAAGAAAAAUGCAUUUACCACAUUUCCUGAAAUGUAGUCCUAAUUGUCCUGUUUAGCAGUAUCCUUUAGGUUCAUUGCCAAGUCAGUGUAACGUUUGUUUUAAUAUUUUACAUUUGUAUACCUUUCAUUCACUCAUUUUGAUCCCCAUCUUGUUGGUCAGCUGCUUCUUUGAGAAAUGUAGAAAGCUCAAUACUGUACAGAAGCUUUUUAAACCAGAGAGCCCUUUAGUACGCUCCAAACACCCUUAUCUCAGGUUGUUGAUAUCUACCAUGUAAGGAUUUAUGAGUAUUGUUUCUGUGUCAACUCACUAGAAGGUUAAAUAAGAUCACAAAUCGUAGUUUCGCCUUCCUUAGCGGACAACAUUUUUCUGUGAACUUUCACUACCUAUCUAUAGAAGCUGACUCGCUGUCAGCUCUCAGCUGAUAGAUAUAUUUCAGCUUCAUUUACAAGCCAACAGUGCAUAUUACUCUUGCCACAGGCUUGCUCCAUUGCAUUACUGAGGUCAAGUAGACCGAGAUCAGAUCGAUCGCUAUUUAUAAAAACCAACGACUUCUUCAAGUUAGGUUAGGUCUGUCUUAUAGUUCACUAAUCAUCGUUUCAUCCCCCCCACCCUCCCCCCCUCCUGGUCAUUUUGUAAAUAAUCAUUGUACUUAUCUUCUUUGGCUAUUAACACCUCGGGUUUCGAGCGUAGUUGAGUGUUCAGUGUUACGAAGAUUUGUAUCUGUUACGGCGACGCGUCGUCAAGAUAAACCAAGGAGCCAUGUUUGUUAGACCGUGUCUCGUAGACCCACAACGUCAGAAGUUCGUUGUCUUGGACACAUCAGUAUUUGAUCGAAGGUGGAGAGUGAAUACACUUGAUUGCGAUCAUGUAAAUAUGAACUGUUUACCAUUAUAUAGAAUAUCGCCUUUCUCUGAUUUUUAUUACAAGAGUUGCCGGAUCAGUUUUCAUGAUCCGGUCUUAUUUUUUAUGAAAUCAUCAACCUUUUGCUAACUGCGUGACUUUUGUUUAUCAUUUCGUCAGAAUAACCAAAAAUUUUCAGCAAAUUAAAAGUAUUUUUAGUCACGUUAGCCUAUUUGGAAAAUGCAGCCAAACGCGUUAGCAGAGGUGUUCCUUUUCUGUUGUAGCCAUGUAAAUGUGCCUUAUUUUUCUUUUAUAGAUGCCUUGUAUAUUUCAUAUAUGAAAUUGUACUUAACGAAAUUAACAGAGAAAUAAAUGUUCUUAAAUUA
This is a messenger RNA of Macrobrachium nipponense, 8209 nucleotides long. Its product is annotated as cadherin-87A-like. Lineage: Eukaryota; Metazoa; Arthropoda; Malacostraca; Decapoda; Palaemonidae. The record is from RefSeq and is a predicted model, not a curated record. Gene Ontology annotation, biological process: homophilic cell-cell adhesion. Gene Ontology annotation, molecular function: calcium ion binding; cadherin binding. Gene Ontology annotation, cellular component: catenin complex; plasma membrane.